CUCAUAAUAACUAAACUGAGGUUUGUUCUUUUAUUUCUUGGUUUAUAUUAUAGAUGAUCAAUACCUUAGCACUUUUCCUUUCACCAGAAGAUAGAGCUAAAUCCUGUCAUGCACGGAAACAACAUCGCUACAUACCGGACCUUUUCUUGCAGGGGAUUUACACGCCUAGCAUUGGGAAACCCACUCAAUCGCAUUCUGGAGCGGGCGUUGACCAUGAAACAGGAUUACCUAACCCUUAUUCAUCAACUCGAAGAUCUGACCGGACAGGACGGCUCUAUCAUAUUCUUUCUUCACCCUUUCCAACCACUAUUGUUGAUACUGUACGUUUCAAAGUAGAGCAAACAGAGCGAUUCCCUAAUUAUGCACGUCUACGGUCCGAUUAUCGCAAAGAUCAAGUGAAGACUAUAGUGGAUCGAACGAUCAGUCGGGUGAAUGCCUGGAAUGCAGCAUCUGCGUCUAAUCAAGCUGGAUACCUAUAUCAGGGAUCCAUGAUCCCCCCCCAAAACUUUCAACGGAACAGCAAUACUUCUGGUGGUGGCAGUGGUGGCGGGGGUGGUGGCAAUGGUGGGGGCGGAUCUGAUUCAGGAGGAUUCUGGGGUGGAGGUGGAUCGAGACGAGAAAACAAUUGGACUAGUAUAGAAUGGAGAGGACAGAAAGUCGUUAAGCCUGUCCAAACCUCUGCACCCAUGGUGGAGAAUUUGGUCCGUUGUGUUGUAGGCCUACCGAUUGAGAUGCGCGAGGGCUUUGUUAGGCAGUGGAGGAGGGGAUUAGUGAAGAAAGCUUCAGCUCUUGUUAAAUUUGUCAAGAAAGAAGGUCUUGAGCUUGCCGAGCAAUUGGAGCAGCAAAAGCGUCAGAAAAGCCGAGUAUUACCAACAGAUCAUGAUUCAGCCAAUGCGGAUGAAACGACUGCACGAUUAUCACUGCAAGCUAUUUUUCAGCAGAUGGGUAUGGAGUCAAGUGAUCUAAGUAUUGUUCUUGGUACAGCAGAGAGAUUGCUUCCAUCUAUCACCGAGUUUGUCAGCGUUCAUUUAGGAGUCGAAUGAGGAAAGAAAAAAACGAAACAUUAGACAAAAGAAUACAUCAAGCUCAAUGACCAUCAACAUUCUCAUUUUAUAUCAAACUGCAUUUUUUUUUUUUUUUUUUUUUACACUUUUUGUACACUCUUUUCCUCGGCACGAUUUUUUUUUAAUAUCACUUAAUUUUUUUUCCCUACUCCACUCUCACUUUCUUUCUUCCUCUUAAUGAAAGAUGUCCAUUAAAGAAAUAAACUGCGCAUAUCAUACCA
This is a messenger RNA of Lobosporangium transversale, 1285 nucleotides long. RefSeq lists its product as hypothetical. The record is from RefSeq and is a predicted model, not a curated record. Gene Ontology annotation, molecular function: guanyl-nucleotide exchange factor activity. The transcript has 2 exons. Bases 54 to 1043 code for a protein of 329 amino acids. NCBI's taxonomy places the organism in Eukaryota, Fungi, Mortierellomycota, Mortierellomycetes, Mortierellales, Mortierellaceae. Gene Ontology annotation, cellular component: autophagosome; endosome. Gene Ontology annotation, biological process: autophagy; endocytosis.